Messenger RNA from Quercus lobata, 1072 nucleotides. Its product is annotated as protein DMR6-LIKE OXYGENASE 2-like. Bases 17 to 1072 code for a protein of 351 amino acids. NCBI's taxonomy places the organism in Eukaryota, Viridiplantae, Streptophyta, Magnoliopsida, Fagales, Fagaceae. The record is from RefSeq and is a predicted model, not a curated record. The transcript is spliced from 3 exons.
ACAAAAUCACAAAAAAAUGGGAGAGGUUGAUCCAGCUUUCAUCCAAGAACCUGAACACAGGGCUAGAAUCUCCUACAUCGAAGGUGAAGGCAUCCCAGUAAUCGAUCUUUCUCCAUUGCACUCCCCCAACGAUGUUUCUGCUUUUGAAGGCCUUGUUAAAGAGAUAGGCAAUGCAUGCAAAGACUGGGGGUUUUUCCAGGUGAUCAACCAUGGGGUUCCUUUGGAGAAGCGCCAGAAGAUUGAGAAAACAUCUAAGAGGUUCUUUGCGCAGAGUUUGGAGGAGAAGAGGAAGGUGAAAAAGACUGAGAAGCUGGUGUUGGGUUACUAUGACUCUGAGUAUACCAAGAAUGUUAGGGACUGGAAGGAGGUGUUUGAUUUUAUUAUAGAGGAACCCACUUUAUUCCCGAAUUCACAUGAGCCUGCUAAUGACAAAGAACUCGCAGGGUGGACUAAUCUGUGGCCUGAGUACCCACCUGAGUUUAGGGAAACAUGCCAAGAAUAUAUUCAAGAGAUGGAAAAACUAGCAUUCAAGUUGAUGGAACUUGUGGCUCUGAGCUUAGGCUUACCAGCAGAUAGGUUCCAUGGCUUCUUCAAAGAUCAAGUCAGCUACGUUCGACUCAAUUACUAUCCGAUAUGCCCUUUUCCUCACUUAGCGCUUGGUCUAGGUCGGCACAAGGAUAGUGGUGCCGUGACCAUCCUAGGUGAAGAUGGUGUUCCAGGAUUAGAAGUGAAACGAAGAAAAAAUGGAGAGUGGGUUCGGGUCAAACACAUCCCAGAUGCUUAUAUCAUCAACAUUGGUGACAAUAUUAAGGUUUGGAGCAAUGAUGAGUAUGAGAGUGUAGAGCACAGGGUAAUGGUGAAUUCAGAAAAAGAAAGGUACUCCUAUCCAUUUUUCUUACUGCCGGCACUUUCCACUGUGGUUGAACCCUUGGAGGAGUUGACGAAUGAGCAAAACCCUGCUAAAUAUAGGGCAUACAAUUGGGGAGAGUUUAUAAGUAACAGAAAUCAGAGUAAUUAUCAAAAACAAAAAGUUGAAAACCUGCAAAUUAGUGAUUUCAAGAUAUCAGAGUAA